CUUGGAGGAGCCGGUUUUGGGUUUAUCUUCCUUCCUGGUAUUGUUACCGUAGGUUUUUAUUUUGAACGCAAGAGGUCUUUGGCAACAGGGAUUGCAGUAUGCGGCUCCGGUAUUGGCACUUUCUUGGUAGCGCCUUAUACGCAGUUUCUAAUUGACUAUUUCGGAUGGAGAGGUGCAAUGUUGGUCUUAGCUGGAACCAUCCUUCACUGUGCUGUGUUUGGUUGUCUUUUUCGCCCUUUGGGCUCUCCUAAGGCAGCCCCACCUUGUAAAAGCCAACGAAAACCGUUGCUACUGCGAAUUAAAGAAGCCCGAGAAGCUUUACAACGGUGGGACUCAGAAGAAUCAAUAGCUGCAGAGGACAAUUUGUUAGAUAAAAAAAAUGGAGCUACUGGGAAACGGUCGUCGUUAGUCGGUAAUAUACCAUGCACCACAGGAAGUACCCUCCAAGUUGCAGAUUCAAAUAAUCCCUGUCAUACGGGAUCAUCUUUAUCUCCCACGUGUAGCAACGGAAGUCCCCCACCCCCGUACAAUGAAGUGAUUAGUGAUGAUAUCAUAUCUUACAUAAACAACAAGGAACAUUCUCGUGAUAAAAUUUCUGCUUUUAAAAACGAACAAAAUAGUAACAACAUAUUUCCAAGGAUUAGUAAGGAGCAGGCUCUAAGACCCUUCUACAGACAAGACAUUCUCUUCAGUGCAAGCCUCAUCCGUCUGCCAGAAUUUCGGUCACAGCCAGACAUCGAACACUACCACUUUAGCAUUAUUCGUAUCCCAGAACACAGCGAAGAGACAAAAAAAUCCAUAUGGUGGCGUUGUGGAUGUUCUCCAACAAUGAUAGAUACGUUUAGUCAAAUGCUGGACUUCUCUCUACUCUCUCGACCUACUUUUCUUCUGCUAGCCUUAUCGGGUUCUUUGACUAUGAUAGGAUUUUUUGUACCCUUUAUGUACUUGAUUGACCGAGCAGUAAUGAGCGGAGUGGCUCCAGAAAAGGCUGCUUUUAUUUUGUCCGUCAUUGGAAUCACUAAUACAAUUGGACGACUCUUCAGUGGCUGGGUGUGUGAUCAGCCCAAGGUAAAAGCCCUCGUUAUCAAUAACAUAGCUCUGAUAGUUGGCGGACUAGUGACAGUUUUGAAUCCACUCCUGAACACCUAUAGUCUUCUUCUAGCCUACGGUGCUGUUUUCGGGUUUGCUAUUGCAUGCUUCGCUGCUCUUCGGUCAGUUAUCACUGCUGAACUUCUUGGCGUGGAAAAACUGACCAAUGCCUUUGGACUAUUGCUAUUAUUUCAGGGGGUAGCUUCAAUCUUAGGAGCACCCUUAGCUGGUAAGUUUCUCUUUAAAAUUUAUCUAAUCGGGUGUUGUUGUUUCCUGUUAUUGUAUGUAAUACAGAAAUGUUUUUAACAAGAACCCUAUUAG
Molecule: messenger RNA, 1410 nt
Organism: Limulus polyphemus (Atlantic horseshoe crab)
Lineage: Eukaryota; Metazoa; Arthropoda; Merostomata; Xiphosura; Limulidae
Product: monocarboxylate transporter 12-like
Exons: 3
Biological process (GO): transmembrane transport; monocarboxylic acid transport
Molecular function (GO): monocarboxylic acid transmembrane transporter activity
Source: RefSeq, a predicted model, not a curated record